Messenger RNA from Populus trichocarpa (black cottonwood), 1442 nucleotides. RefSeq lists its product as uncharacterized. The coding region runs from base 126 to 1247 and encodes 373 amino acids. The transcript is spliced from 5 exons. Lineage: Eukaryota; Viridiplantae; Streptophyta; Magnoliopsida; Malpighiales; Salicaceae. The record is from RefSeq and is a predicted model, not a curated record.
AAUAAAUAAAUAAAAACAAAAUAAUAAAACGUUAAAAAUCAAAUCGCCCUCUCUCCCUCUGCAACCCAAACGAAAUUAACCGUAAAAUUACAAUAGUCCACCCGAACUGCAGCACUCACACUUAAAUGGCAGCCUCUUCUCCGGUCAUGAGCAAUAACAGCUCCGACACCGGCCAAACCUCCAUCUCCACCGCCGCCGGAGGCACGGUAUCUUUCAGCGCACCACCGAAGACUCUCCGCGGCCUCAACAAACCCAAGUGUAUUCAGUGCGGCAACGUUGCCCGCUCCAGGUGCCCUUAUCAGUCGUGCAAAAGUUGCUGCUCAAGAGCUCAAAAUCCAUGCCACAUUCAUGUUCUUAAAGCAAAUGCAACAUUUCCGGACAAGAGUCCAGCUUCAAGUGCCCCUCUCUUUGAGCAGCAGGUUAAUGAAGCGCCUCCUGCAGUGAGUUCGCAUAGAGCUGCAUCACUUCGGCAACUUUCUAGCAAUUUUUCUCAAUUCAACAAUUUGCAUUCCCCACUCCGCUCAAGAAAGCCAUUGACCAGAAAGGAAGCUGCGGCAAUAAAUGAAUGGAGGUUUUCCAAAUUGAAGGAAUUCAGGGACAGAAACAUUGAAGUGGAAAAUGAAGCUUUUGAUCGGUAUAUGCAUAAUAUUAGCCUGCUGGAGGAGGUAUUUUCUUUGAAAUCUUUCCUAGAAGGCUCCACUGAGGACGAAUCACUCUCUUCAAACCACGACCAUGCUUCUGCAAAAGAGGACACUGAAGAAAAGAUGGUUUCAGAGCAGAAGUUGAAGCUUAGGUCAAAUCUGAGCAGGAGCGAGAAUGACCGUAAGAGGUUACAACAAAUUGUUGAUGUGGGGUUGAAGAAGCUUCAGAAACUUGAGUUGAAUAAUGGCAGUGUUAAUAACCAAAAAGAAGUUGAUAAAAGGCCGGAGAAGGCAAAAAGUUUGCGGGCAGAGAAGGCCUCAGCUUUAAGUGAUCUGAUGGACAAGUUAAACAAAGCCCGCAAUGAAGAGGACCUAAAGUCUUGCUCGGAGACAAAGGCCCAACUGUAUAGUCAGCACGCUAGGUCUAGAACGGAAAUCAAAGAUUUUGAGGUAUUGAGGGAGCAGACUGCCAAAAAAGACGUGGCACCCCAAAAAGAAAUGGAUUUUUUUUCACAAAAAUUAUUUAGAGCAGUGGAAAUUGACCACGAAGCUCUGACUAGCAUAGAUGCACACUUCUCGUCCCUCGAAAAGAUAGAAGAUCUGUGAUGUGGUUAGGUCUUUAUUAGAGGAUAGUGAUGAGGUUAGUCUAGAAGAUUGAAGGUUUCAAAGUUAUGCUUUAAUACUGAUCUACUCUGGUGGCCUGAACUUCUCAUUUAGUUUUGUCCAUUCUUGGAUGUCAUCGUUGUGUGAAAAUUAUUCCAGUUGAUAUGGCAAUUAGUAAAAUUCAUGUUGCACAGACAA